ACACUUUAGGUCAAGUUGUGUGCCAGUUGAUUGAAUAUCUGAUCCAUGUUUUGAGCAUGAGUCGGCUAGGUUGUGCUGGUGUUGUGGCGCAACUUGUUAUCGACAUACCCUUUCUGCCCAUUAAGUACACUUCUAAUUGUAGCUUUUCACUACUCUGUUUGUGCUUGUCACUUCUAUUAUGUGUAUACCACAAAACCCUCACCUCAAUUUACUUUAGGACCAUACCAGUGAAAGCUAGCAUGUGUGGGAAAAGUGGUCGAAUGAGGAAACAGAGAGUGAGGUGGCUAAACUCAUGGAAGAGGAUGUGGGUAUCUUUGAUUUCUAGGUGCUCGAACCUGAAAUUCGGAGAUAAGAAGAUCCAAAUUCAUUUCAGAUACGAAAGACUGGUUAGCUGCUGUUUCUAUUGUGGCUAUUUGGGACACCUCGAAAAGAACUGUGAUAAAAGGGCAAAAGACAUUAUCAAUGGGUGUCUAGAAGAAGGUAAGUAUGGGGACUGGCUAAAAGCUCAAGAUAUUUUCUACCCUUCUGCACCAAGUACCUCUUUUAGCAAUAACUCAGCCAGAGAAACAUCUCAACCUACCCACCAUUCACCAGACAGUCGAACCCAAGACAUAGAUAACAACACUCCUUUGUCUCAACCCAAUUCAAAUUCAAAAGCCCUCAACCCACUUCAAAAGUCAGCAUUAGUCCCCUCUGACAUAAGCGCUAAUGACUCAGAAACCCAACAAAUCAUAACUCAACCUUCUAAGCCAAAUAAACCAUUACCUAUAUCUAUACCCCAAGACAUGGACACAGAAAUACCACUAGACAAUCCGAAAAACAAUCAUCCUAAUGAAAAUCAAAUUCCAACCUCUGACAUUCACAUGGAAGCUCAAUUUAUUAAACCAGAAAAGGCGAAACCAACCCAACCUCAAGUGAUUCCCAAUACAAACCAGCAAUCUAUCAUUUUCCCUAUUCUUCAAACCAAACCAGAUUCUCCUCUCAACCCUCCCAUUCCUAACACUCCAGUGAUACCCUAUCAGCCAGAGCUUUUAACCUCAACCCAUAAAUCAGUGUGGAAGAGAAAACCAUUUUCAGGAGUAAGAAUAUGGGACCACCCCUGGGUGCCUAACAUGCCAAGACUGAACCAACAAACCAAGACAAGUGCACCUCCUAAUAUCAAAUUGGUCAAGGACCUAUUGGAAGAAUCAGGGAGAAGGUGGAACAGGGAGCUUGUGAUGACAUACUUCCCACCCCAGGAAGCAAAAGCAAUACUGAACAUCACAGGAAUGGAUCCUCAUCAAAAAGACAGAAUGACU
This is a messenger RNA of Striga asiatica, 1298 nucleotides long. Lineage: Eukaryota; Viridiplantae; Streptophyta; Magnoliopsida; Lamiales; Orobanchaceae. The record is from the annotation of a GenBank genome assembly.